UCGUCGUCACGAUGGUUUCCCACCGCCAAAUCUCGUCACACAAGUUUCUACUCGUGUGUUUAUUUAGUUUUUUUCGAUUUCAAUGUCGACGAAUGAUUUUGGAUUUUAAUUUUUAAUAGUACGUAACUUUUUGUAGUAAUUAAUCCUUCAGUGUUUUUAGAUAAUUUUAAAAGUAACAAAAUGAGCCACACCUUUUCCGACGGUCAGACCCUGUGUCCUUAUAACGAUUCACACGUCGUCAGCAGAUUAAGGGUCAUUCCUCAUCUCGUCAAAUGUCGACAGCAACACCCCCAUUUAAUGGAGAAAAUCAAGAUUUGUCCUUACAAUCAAGGACACCACAUCCCCUCACAAGAAAUGACGACCCAUCUUGCAACCUGCAAAGAAUUUGAAUCGUCCAAACUCGGAUUAUCGGAGCGUGUUCAUCAACAAGGUAACUCCAGUCAAAAAAAGAGUGGAGCAACCUCUACAACGAAGCUGGCAGCAAUUUUGAAGGACUUUGACGAUGAAGAAUUUGCUGAAUGGAAUUGAAUCACAAAACUACACGAGGAAAAAAAACAGCUGAACACUCACUCCAAGGUUGCUGUAAUUUUUCAAGAUAACUCAAAACAACAUACACCUCAAGCAUGGUGUACAAUCGCUACACUUUUACAAAGUUACAAUAAACAAUUUUUAUUUAUUUAUUCGUUUUAAUAGUUCGACUUUCAUGUAAGGGGCUGUACAUAAAACAUGCGAUCGAUUUUCGGAGAAUUUUGACCCCUACCCCCUGGUGUGACCUAUAUGUCCCAUGUUAUUAACAUGGGAAGGAUAAGAUACCCCCUCAAAUUGAUCACAUGCUUUCUGCACAGUCCCUAAGUGACAACUGACAAAAUAUAUUGUAAAUAAAAAUACCACAAAAGGUACAAUUGCA
Messenger RNA from Folsomia candida, 907 nucleotides. Its product is annotated as gametocyte-specific factor 1-like. The record is from RefSeq and is a predicted model, not a curated record. The transcript has 4 exons. Bases 181 to 528 code for a protein of 115 amino acids. Lineage: Eukaryota; Metazoa; Arthropoda; Collembola; Entomobryomorpha; Isotomidae.